AUGUAUUUAUAUCCUGUAAGAGUCUUCAAUGAUCCUUUUCGUCGUGGCAACAACAAAUUAGUUCUCUGCGAUGUUUAUAAAUAUAACUUGAAACCUGCUGAAACCAACAACAGAUUUUCUUGUGCUAAAGUCAUGGAACUUGUUGCAAACCAUCAUCCUUGGUUUGGAAUUGAACAAGAAUAUACACUCCAAGAUUUUGAUGGGUAUCCUUUUGGCUGGCCUAAGAAUGGUUAUCCAGGACCCCAAGGGCCUUACUACUGUGGUGUUGGGGCCAACAGAGUUUAUGGACGUGACAUUGUAGAAGCCCACUACAGAGCUUGCCUUUAUGCUGGUGUCAAAAUCAGUGGAUGUAAUGCAGAGGUCAUGCCAGCUCAGUGGGAGUUUCAAGUUGGACCCUGUGAAGGGAUUGAAAUGGGUGAUCACUUGUGGAUUUCCCGUUAUAUCUUGCACCGAGUAGCAGAAGACUUUGGUCUUGUUGUUACACUUGAUCCAAAACCAAUGACUGGCGAUUGGAAUGGUGCUGGUGCUCAUACAAACUUCAGCACAAUUGAAAUGAGACAAGAUGAUGGCCUUCAACACAUUGAAAAAGCCAUUGAGAAAAUGAGCCUUCAUCAUGAGGAGCACAUCAAGGCUUACGACCCCAACAAAGGCAAAGAUAAUGAGAGACGGCUGACAGGUCUUCACGAGACCUCUUCGAUUCAUGAUUUUUCAGCUGGUGUGGCAAACCGUGGUGCUAGUAUCCGUAUUCCAAGACAAGUCGCUGAAGACGGCAAAGGUCUUCCAUGUUUGGGUGUACAAAUAAUAGAUCCAUGGGUAGACAUUAUUCCCCCCCUCCCUCUCUCUCUCUCAAAUUCACUGAGUGAUUUGCUUUUAUUUUUUUUUUUCUUUCUUAAUAAAGCUCAAACACCUUUCUGCAUAUCCUUUGUUAAGAUCUUCGCCAUGGCUCAAAACCGCACCUACCUCUCAGAAACCAAUAAAGGGUUGCUGGCUUAUUACAUGUCCCUGCCGCAAGAGAAAGACACGAUAAUGUGUGAAUAUAUCUGGGUUGAUAUUGAUGGAGACGGUUUGCGGAGCAAAUGUCGAACUCUGAAUUACAUUCCCCAAACGGCCAGUGAUUGUCCCUCAUGGGAUUUUGGUGCCAUUACAGACUUUUCGACACGAGCCAUUACAGACUUGCAUUUAGAGCCUGCCAUGCUUUUCAACGACCCCUUUCGCCGCGGCAAUAACAAAUUGCUUCUUUGCGAUGUUUACGAUAAUACUGGAAAGCCUGUUGCGGCGAACAGAAGAAAUUCAUGCGCCGAAGUCAUGAAACUUGUUAAAGACGAGGAUCCUUGGUUUGGAAUCGAACAGGAAUAUGCCCUUCUUGAUUCUGAUGGUUAUCCAUUUGGUUGGCCCAAGAACGGUUUUCCAAAACCGCAAGGUCCUUACCACUGUGGGGUUGGUUGCAACAAGGCGUUGGGGCGUGACGUUGUGGAAGCUCACUACAGAGCUUGCCUUUAUGCCGGUGUGAAAAUCUGUGGAUGCAAUGCAGAAGCCAUGCCAGCACAAUGGGAAUUUCAAAUUGGACCAUGUGAAGGCAUUGAAGCGGCUGACCAAUUGUGGAUUGCUCGUUACAUUCUAAAUCGUGUAUCGGAAGAUUUCGGCAUUGUUAUCACCCUUGACCCCAAACCAAUAAGUGGAGAUUGGAAUGGUGCUGGUGCUCAUACAAACUUUAGUACUGCUGCAAUGAGAGAAGACGGUGGUCUUAAAAUCAUUGAAGAGGCCGUUGAGAAAUUGAGAAAGAAGCACAAAGAACACAUCAUGGUUUAUGAUCCCAGUGAAGGCAAAGACAACGCAAGAAGACUAACUGGCUUACACGAGACAUCAAACAUUGACGACUUUUCGGCAGGGGUAGAAAACCGUUAUGCUAGUAUCCGUAUCCCAAGACGAGUGGCUCGGAACCGCAAAGGUUACUUCGAAGACAGGCGACCAGCAUCCAACUGUGAUCCAUAUUCUGUCCUUGAAGCACUCUGCAAGACAGUUCUCUUAGAGUAG
Acanthosepion pharaonis is the source of this 2034-nucleotide messenger RNA. The record is from the annotation of a GenBank genome assembly. Lineage: Eukaryota; Metazoa; Mollusca; Cephalopoda; Sepiida; Sepiidae.